AUGGCAGCUCUAGGCGAUGAUCUGCUUCGCAUCGUCAACCAGUUGCAAGACUUGGUUUUCAACACCAUCGGCACCGACAGCCUAGACCUUCCUCAGAUUGUCGUAGUCGGUUCGCAAUCUGCCGGAAAGUCGUCUGUACUCGAGAAUAUCGUCGGCCGUGACUUCUUGCCCAGAGGUAGCGGCAUCGUCACGCGUCGCCCUCUCAUCCUCCAGCUCAUCAACGUCGAGGACGAUGAAAGCGUACCAGAGGCCCCUGAUGCAUUCAGAAAUCCAAACACAGCCAGACGCUCCGAGUGGGCAGAGUUUCACCACAUCCCCUCAAGGCGCUUCACGGAUUUCGGUGAUGUCAAGCGCGAAAUCGAGAACGAGACCAACCGGGUCGCUGGUAGCAACAAGGGCAUUGUCAGACAACCCAUCAACCUCAAGAUCUUCUCUCCGCAUGUCCUCAACUUGACUUUGGUCGAUCUGCCUGGUCUUACAAAGGUGCCAAUUGGUGAUCAGCCUGCCGAUAUCGAGAAGCAGACACGAACUCUGAUCUCAGAGUUUAUCGCAAAGCCCAACAGCAUUAUCCUCGCAGUGUCCCCUGCGAAUGUCGAUCUCGUCAACUCGGAAGCCUUGAAACUUGCGAGACAUGUCGACCCCCUGGGCCGCCGCACCGUCGGUGUCCUGACCAAGGUCGACCUCAUGGACCAUGGCACCAAUGCGCUGGAUAUUCUCUCCGGCCGUGUCUAUCCUCUUAAGCUGGGCUUCAUCGGUGUCGUCAACAGGUCACAGCAAGACAUCACGGGCAACAAGCCCAUGGAGGAGGCUUUGCAGGCGGAGAACGACUUCUUUAAGCAUCACCCUGCCUACCGCAAUAUCGCAAAUCGUUGCGGUACUCAGUUCUUGGCCAAGACCCUGAACCAAACCCUCAUGCACCACAUCCGAGAGCGUCUGCCCGAUAUCAAGGCUCGUCUGAACACACUGAUGGGCCAGACGCAACAAGAAUUAGCAACCUACGGAGACAAUCACUUCAGUGGCAAGGAGCAUCGGGGCUCCAUGAUUCUUCAACUCAUGACCAAAUUUGCCUCCUCCUUCAUUUCCUCCAUCGAUGGAACUUCCAGCGAGAUCUCAACCAAGCAGUUGUCAGGAGGCGCCCGCAUCUACUACAUCUUCAACUCUGUCUUUGGAAGCUCGCUCGAAACUAUCGACCCCACCUCGAACCUUUCAGCUCUCGAUAUCAGGACUGCCAUCCGCAACUCGACCGGACCUCGUCCUAGUCUAUUCGUCCCUGAGAUGGCCUUUGAUCUUCUUGUGAAGCCGCAGAUCAAGAUGCUGGAAGGGCCCAGCCAGCGAUGUGUCGAGCUCGUCUACGAGGAAUUAAUCAAAAUAUGCCAUACCUGUGGCUCCAACGAGCUAUCACGUUUCCCGAGGUUACAGGGAAAACUGAUCGAAGUGGUUUCCGAUUUGCUCAGGGAAAGAUUAGGACCUGCGUCACACUAUGUCGAGUCGUUGAUCUCUAUCCAGCGCGCCUACAUCAACACAAACCAUCCCAACUUUUUGGGCGCAGCAGCGGCAAUGAGCCAUGUUGUCACCAACAAACAAGACCGAGAGCGCAAGAAGCUAAUCGAGGAUGAGAGAGCGCGGCGGGAAAAGCGACGGCUCAAGGAGCUGGGAGCCAACGGAACCGAGGUUCCGGAAGACGACGAAGACGCAGCAACAGAGAAAGGCGACACUCUUGCUUCUCGGAAACUGACCGCAAAGGGAACGCGAAGCAUGUCGCCAGCAGUCCGGGAGAACGGUGCUGGAAGUCUAGUAGCGGCCGUGAAUGGCCGCUCCGAUUCUCCCGCAAGGCUCGGAGGCAAUGGUGCGCGGGAUAGCUUCCUAACUUACUUCUUUGGCAAGGACGGUGCCCCUCAACAUCCUGGCGGCGCCGGGACUCCAGGCGCACUGCCACGCCACGUCAGUCAGUCUCAGGAAGCGACCUUCAGCCAAAGCAUACGGCGAACCGAGGAGAAGAUUAGUCAUCGACCAGCCUUAUCUUCAUCAUUAAUUCGUGAGGAAGAGAGUCCAAGGACAACCGAGUUCGGUUUUGGUACAGUUGGACAGGAUGCCGAGCCAGCUCUUACAGAGCGUGAGGCAAUGGAGACUGAGCUCAUUCGCGCGCUCAUUUCAUCCUACUUCAACAUCGUCCGCGAGACUAUUGCUGAUCAAGUACCGAAAGCGGUCAUGCACCUUCUUGUCAACCACAGCAAGGAUGUGGUGCAAAACCGCCUUGUGAGUGAGCUCUACAAGGAGACACUGUUUGAGGAGUUGCUGUACGAGGACGAUGGUAUCAAAAAGGAGCGUGAGAAGUGCGAGAAGCUGUUGCAGACCUACCGCGAGGCGGCCAAAAUCAUUGGCGAAGUGUUAUAA
Molecule: messenger RNA, 2394 nt
Organism: Truncatella angustata
Lineage: Eukaryota; Fungi; Ascomycota; Sordariomycetes; Amphisphaeriales; Sporocadaceae
Product: Dynamin central region-domain-containing protein
Exons: 3
Coding region: 1-2394 (797 amino acids)
Biological process (GO): mitochondrial fission; peroxisome fission
Cellular component (GO): membrane; peroxisome; mitochondrion
Molecular function (GO): microtubule binding; GTP binding; GTPase activity
Source: RefSeq, a predicted model, not a curated record